This is a messenger RNA of Sebastes umbrosus (honeycomb rockfish), 1786 nucleotides long. It is a transcript of the gene pigr, whose product is annotated as polymeric immunoglobulin receptor. The coding region runs from base 16 to 1134 and encodes 372 amino acids. Lineage: Eukaryota; Metazoa; Chordata; Actinopteri; Perciformes; Sebastidae. The transcript is spliced from 8 exons. The record is from RefSeq and is a predicted model, not a curated record.
CCAAUUUAUGGUCACAUGACCACAGGGAAAUUGCCAUCCCGGAAACUGGAGUCUGUGUUUGAACAACAAGAGAGAGAGAGAGUUCACUCGGUAAACCUCAAAGUGACGGCGAACAUGCUGCAACCGUUUAUACUCGCCCUCAUCCUGUUGCCAUGGAUCCCAGCCUUCCACUGCAGGGUAACCACCGAGGGAGACAUUGCGGUCAUGGAGGGUCAAUCCCUCACAGUCCCGUGCAUUUAUGAGCCUCAGCAUGCCAGCUAUGUAAAAUACUGGUGUCGGGGGAAGAUGAAGGCGUUCUGCACCACUUUAGCUCGAACAGAUGAGACCCGUUCGGCCGAUCCGGCGGAGGAGAAGAAAGUGAGCAUCUUUGACGACCCGGUCCAGCUGGUGUUCACUGUGACUAUGAACAACCUGAAGGAGGACGACUCUGGGUGGUACAUGUGUGGCGUGGAGAUAGAAGGCGUGUGGCACUCCGACGAUGUCGCUUUCACCUACAUCUCGGUCAUUCAUGGUAUGUCAGUGGUCAACAGCCGGCUGAGUGGGGAAGAAGGGAGUAGUGUCACAGUUGAAUGCAACUACAGUGAGAGAUACAGAGAAAGUGAAAAGAAGUGGUGUCGGAGUGGAGACUGGAGCUCCUGUCUGCUGACUGGUUCUGAAGGGAGCUACGAAGACACUUCAGUGGCCAUCAGAGAUGACAGAACUAGGACUUUCACUAUAACCUUAAAGAAGCUGCAGAUGAGAGAUAACGGCUGGUACUGGUGUUCUGCAGGACAGCAGCAGGUGUCCGUGCAUGUGCAGGUCACACCCCGACCCACGACUACAGCAGUGUCUGUCACAUCCCCACCUACACGGAGUCGGGUUCUUGCAUACCUGCCUCCACCCAAACCCAUCACUAAGGAGUCCAGUCACAGUCUGAUCUUGGAGUCUUUGCUGGUGUGUGCUUCUGUAAUGCUCCUUGUGGGCUUGGCCAUAUUGGCGAGAAAGUGGUGGAAACAGCACAAGCGGGAUCCUGUGCUGAGACAAGUGAAGGCGAUAAAAGCAAAGCACAAUGAGUACUCAGGAGAUUCAGAUGACCCGCAAAACGCUGCUGUCGUUUUCCUGAAAAGGGAUUCCCAGGGCGUAUAUAUUCACUGAGCUUUGUCAGCGCACUGUGUUUAUUGUUACUCUUUGUAACUGAAUGUAAUGUUUGUGUUUGUUCACUGAACAUGCUUUACUGCUAUAGGCUGGGGAUCUUAUAUACGAGAGUAUACUAAGGCGAAGUUACCAGAAUAUAAUUAUGUGGUCAGGGAUGCUAGAAGUCACUCAGUCAGAGUUGAGGGAGCUGAGAGAAAGUCAGUCUAUAUAAUGACAUCAUACUAAAUGCUGCGCAACAUUCAUAUGUUUAGCCUUAAUUUGAAUGGCCAGGAUCAUUUAUAUUGAAUAGUUAUUAACAGCCUUUUACACAAACUCUCAGGUCCUCCUGUGUUUUUAGAGGGCUUAGGUGCUGUGCAGCCUUGGGAUAAGUGGAAUAUGGGGAAUAUGCGGCUGUAGCUCAGUGGGUAGAGCGGGUCAUCCUUUAACCACAAGGCCGGCGGUUCAAUCACUGGCUCCUACAGACUGCAUGUCGAAAUGUCCUUGAGCGAGACACUAAAACCCCAAGAUGCUCCUCGGGCGCUUGCAGCAGCCCACUGCUCCUAAAAAUACUUAGGAUGGGUUAAAUGCAGUGGUCAAAUUUCAUGUAUGUACCUGUAUGUACUAUGACAAAUAAAGGUUUCAUCUUUAAUAUGAGGGUCCUCCCCAAAGAAAA